Messenger RNA from Rubroshorea leprosula, 1356 nucleotides. NCBI's taxonomy places the organism in Eukaryota, Viridiplantae, Streptophyta, Magnoliopsida, Malvales, Dipterocarpaceae. The record is from the annotation of a GenBank genome assembly.
UUACUUUAUUUUCUUAAGCAUAAAAGAAAAUUGUGUUUAGGGUUCAAUUCAAUCAAAGAUCAAAGGGAAGAUAAGUAGUUCAAUCUCACUGGUUUCAAUCAUGUCAAGCGGUGAUGACAGAAAACUCCAAGUGGAUGAUUCCUUCAUGCUCAAAGCUAUGCAACAACAAUUUCAGAGGCUAGACAUCAUGUUUGGUGAAAUUAAAGACAAAAUGGAGAAGCAAGCUACAGCCAUUGCCAAGUUAUACCAAAUACAGAAUGGAAGUCCAAAUUUUCAUAAUCACAAUCUUGAUGACAAUGAUGAAGAUGCAUUCAAUGAUGAUGCCCAGAACUCAAAUUUUAGCAUGGACAAAUUUAUGAGAGGUAGAGGGGGUCAAAGAUAUAGAUUUAACAAAGGAGACCAAAAUCUGGCAGGGUGGGGAGAUCGGCCAGAUCAUGACUUAGGCAGCAUCAAGAUAAAGAUUCCUCCAUUUCAAGGCAAAAAUGAUCCAAAUGUGUAUUUGGAAUGGGAAAAGAAGGUGGAAUAUGCCGUUGAUGGAGAACUGCUUGUCACUAGGCGAGCUUUGAAUGUGCAAGCCAAAGAAGAUGAUGAAGUACAAUGUGACAAUAUAUUUCACACGAGGUGCCAUGUCAAAAACAAGGUAUGUAGUGUGAUUAUUGAUGGUGGUAGUUGUACUAAUGUAGCUAGCACUGUUUUAGUUGAAAAACUUAUGAUGAAGCAUCCAAGGCCAUAUAAGCUGCAGUGGUUAAAUGGUUGUGGAGAAAUCAAGGUUUAUGAGGAUCAACUGAGACUAAAAAAAGAGAGUAAGCUGAGAAAAGAGAGUGAGCUUGAAGGUAUGAAAAACAGAGAGAAAACAACAAAGAACGAGUUAAAAAAGAGAGAAAAGAUCGAAAGUGUUGAAAACAAAGAGAGAAAAUCAGUGAGUGUUUAUGCAAAAGAAAGUGAUGUCAAGGCUGCGUUCUUUGCAAAGCAGCCUAUGUUUGUGCUUCUGUAUAAAGAUGCUUAUUUCAACACUAAUGAACUUAAUGAUUCUUUGCCUAGUGUUGUUAAAUCUCUUUUGCAGGACUUCAAGGAUGUGUUUCCAGAAGACAUCCUUAAUGGUUUACCACCAAUAAUAGGAAUUGAGCAUCAGAUUGACUUCAUUCCAGGUGCAACAAUUCUUAACCAACCAGCAUAUUGAAGCAACCCCAAUGAGACAAAAGAACUUCAAAAGCAGGUUGAAGAACUCAUGAAGAAGGGGAAUGUGAGAGAAAGCAUGAGUCCAUGUGCAGUUCUAGUGCUACUUGUGCUUAAGAAGGAUGGGACUUGGCGUAUGUGCGUUGAUUGUCACGCUGUCAACAAAAUCACCGUAAAGUA